AUGAGUCGGGUGCUGAUGACUCUGAACAAGAAGUUAGGAGGAGCCGAAAGAGGAAGUCCAAGAGAUGGCCAAGCAGGCGAAGCAAGAGCAACAGGAGUAGCAGUAAGAGAAAAAGUAGUAGUAGUAGAAGGAAGGAUAGGGAUAGUUAUUCGGAUGAAAAAGCUGAAACGCUCAUCCUCUUCGUUGUCAAAGCGCAUCAAGAGCAAGAGCGAUUUGAAUGAGAGUUCCGAUGGUGAAGUAGAUGCAAAAAGUAAGGAGAAUGAUGAUGAGAUGAUUGAGUUGCAGAAGAAAACUGCUAUGGAUAAUGAACCGGUGGUUGGGCCAGUGCCAUUGCCGAGGGCUGAAGGACAUAUUAGCUAUGGUGGGGCACUUAGGCCUGGUGAAGGUGAUGCCAUUGCUCAGUAUGUUCAACAAGGGAAGCGUAUUCCACAUAGAGGUGAAGUGGGUCUUUCAGCUGAUGAGAUUUUGAAGUUUGAGAGUCUUGGAAAGGAAAACCAGGCUUAUAGUGCCAAGGACAAGCGAGCUUUGGCAAUGUUCAACUAUGAGGAGAAAGCAAAGCGUGAGCAGGAGAUGGUUGAUUUGCAGCGUUUGGUGCAACGCCACAUAGGGAAUGAUGCUGGCCCUUCUUAUGAUCCGUUCGGUGGGGGGGAGAGUGUUGAUGCUUGAUCUUCAUGUAUGUUCUAUGUUCUUAUCUUUAUAGGUCAUGUUCAUUCUAUAAGGUAGGAAUAUUAUUUAAGUUAAGCCUGUUGCAUAUUAGCAUGUCUAAGUGUUCGAACAAUGUAAUGCAAAUAUUGGUAAUACACCAAUCAAAGGGAAUGGUAAUUUGUGGAAACCUAAAGUUUGACAGAUAUUGCAAGACUUAUUUGCAAGUCAAGAUGUUCUAACAAAGUACAGUGUUGGAGUUUGUAAGAAAUGUGUG
Molecule: messenger RNA, 919 nt
Organism: Ilex paraguariensis (yerba mate)
Lineage: Eukaryota; Viridiplantae; Streptophyta; Magnoliopsida; Aquifoliales; Aquifoliaceae
Source: the annotation of a GenBank genome assembly